This is a messenger RNA of Aspergillus melleus, 1676 nucleotides long. RefSeq lists its product as uncharacterized. NCBI's taxonomy places the organism in Eukaryota, Fungi, Ascomycota, Eurotiomycetes, Eurotiales, Aspergillaceae. The transcript is spliced from 8 exons. Bases 1 to 1614 code for a protein of 537 amino acids. Gene Ontology annotation, cellular component: membrane. Gene Ontology annotation, biological process: transmembrane transport. The record is from RefSeq and is a predicted model, not a curated record. Gene Ontology annotation, molecular function: transmembrane transporter activity.
AUGUCUACUACAUCGGUUCCUCCUGAGAAGAUAGAUGCUAUCUCAAGCACCGCCGCUAUCGACGAGGACGUGCGGGUUCACUGCUCGAAUGAGCUCCCUGAUCCCGGAAAGCAGAAUGUACAUCUUGUCAGUCGCAACGAGCACGGGUCGCUCCCCGCAUAUGAUCAAGAAUACAUCCCCGGUUAUGAUGCCAACCUUAUGCAAGCUCGAGCAACCUUGAGUAGUGAUGAGGAGAAGAGGUUGCUUCGACGAAUAGAUUGGCAUCUAAUCCCUCUGCUAGCGGUAAUGUACAUGGUCAAGACGAUUGACUCAAAUAAUGUCUCUAACGCUCGAGUGAUGGAUAAAGACACCCCGUAUAAUAUCAUGACUGAGCUGAACAUGACAUCCAAUCAAUAUAAUCUUGUCACGACCAUGUAUUAUAUUCCCUACAUAAUUGCUGAAGCACCAUCAAAUCUACUUCUGAAAGGCGUGCGACCGUCUGUAUGGCAGGCUCGAGUCAUGAUCUCAUGGGGCAUAGUCCUAUGUUGCCAUGCCGCUGUCGUUAACCGACAGGGCUUAUAUGCGGUGCGAUUCUUCCUCGGUCUUUUCGAGGCAGGGUUAUGGCCAGGAAUGCUUCUUCAGCUAUGUUACUGGUACCGUCCAGACGAAAUGGCACCUCGCAUAGUCCUAGUGACACUUCUCGGCAAUUUCAGCUCUGUAAUCAGUGGGGUUCUUGCGUUUGCGUUUAACGGGGUACUAGCUAGAGGACUAUCGGGCUGGAAAUGGUUAAUCUUGACUGAAGGUGUCUUUACUGUCGUGCUUGGGAUAUUCGUUUUAUUCUUUCUACCAGACUUCCCCUCUACAGCCUCCUGGCUCUCCGACAAAGAGAAGGCAUUCAUUCAAGCCCGCCUACCGAGUAAUUCGCCACGAGCUGCCGAAUCAAACUUUGAUCUCCGCGAGCUCAUCACCACCCUGAAGAAUAAGCGAAUUUGGCUCUUUCUACUUUGUUGGGCAUUUUUUACGGUCGGCACAACUGGUCUUCUAUUCUACCAGCCAACUGUCAUCGCCAAUUUAGGCUUCACAUCAAUUGCUCAAACCCAACUACUGAAUAUCCCCUCCGCUGUAUUCGCAGUGGUUCUGACUGUCAUCUUUGGCAUCUUCGCAGACACAGGUCGCAUUCCGCAGCCGUCAAUUCCUCUGGGAUUCAUGAUCGUCAUCCAAGCCUGUUACGCUGUUCUCUAUACCUUCCCAAGCAAUGGAGGCGUCUACGCAGCUACCAUAAUCGCCACCGGCUUCUCAAGUGCAUGGUAUACCAUGAUGUGGCCCUGGCGCGUACAAACCACCCAAGGCGCAACAGGCUCUGCAUUUGCCAUCGCGUUCGCGAACAGCUACGGUCAGAUCGGAGGUGCGGUUGGCUCACAGCUGUUCAACUCUCGGUAUGCGCCUCGAUAUGCUACUUCUUUUGGAAUAGCGAUGGGGUUUGUGGGCAUGGCGAUUGUGAUGAACCUUGUCACUUGGUUCUUUACGUGGCGGGUCGAUGUCGAUACGAGGCGGUUGAAGAGGAUUCGGAUUGCGGCUGCGAAGAGAAACGAGGCUGUUUUGGAUGAUGUGGAUAUUAGGGAGAAGAGGGAUUAGGGAAGUAUAUGAUUGAUCUUGUGUGUGGUUUCUAGGGAGAAGGAUGAGAUGUCUUUAAUAGU